UGAAGGAGCACGGCCGACGGCGCUUCUCUGGGCCACGGCAAUUACAUAGAAUUUUAUUGCCUUGUUUGUUUAUUUUAUUCGGUACAAUCGUAGUCUUUGUGCUGACAGUGUUUUUAUUUUUUAUUUCUAUUUUUAUUUCCGCUGCGUAAUGUUUGGAGGAUGCAUUUGUCUUGAAGUGGACAUUUGACCAAAAUGGACAUCGUCCAGAACUUUAUAGACAAUCUGGAAGGAUAAGCUCUGACACUGUGAGGAACAUUUUUGGACUCAAUUUUCACUCGCUUCUUCAGUAUUUUGCUGUGCGUUUUGUUCAGUUCACCUGAUUGCAGCGCACACGUUUCAACCCAAAUGAUACACUGAGGGGAAAAGCUCAUGUUUUAUACGGAUACAAUGAAGCAAACCGUUGCUCUGGCGGAGAUGCUGGCCUCCAAGGAUGGCACUCUGCAGCGGGAUAGGAAGGAAUUUGAUCUCCGGUCCCGGGAAAGGAUGGAAGGGGAGCUGGAUCGCGUGCGAACAAGGGAAAGACUGGAUGCGACUAUUGCGGGAAUAGGCGAACUGGAAUACUUGAGACAGCGGCAGGAGUUGUUGGUCAGAAGUGUUUUAAAUUAUACGGACAGUGCCACUGCGACGAACGAGGAUAAAGUAUGUCACAUGCCCGAGGAGAAUUAUUUGAAUAGCGAAGAAAAACUUCUGGAGGAAAAUAUCUUAUUGCUGAGGAAACAGCUGAACUGUUUGAGAAGGAGAGAUGCUGGACUCAUCAACCAGCUGCAGGAGCUGGACCGGCAAAUCAGCGAUCUGCGCUUGGACACCAAACCAGCACAUGACCACGCGGAGACAGACAGCCGACCUAGCUCAGGCUUUUACGAGCUGAGCGAUGGAGCAUCAGGAUCCCUCUCCAACUCCUCCAACUCGGUCUUCAGCGAGUGUUUGUCCAGCUGCCACUCCGGCACCUGCUUCUGCAGUCCUCUCGACACAUCACUGUGUGCCUCUGAGGGCCAGCCCAAGUCUGCAGAUGAAGGUGGUUUCACGGAUUGCGAGGACCAAAAUGCUGGAACGGUCCGCCGGUCCCUUUCGGCGCCCUACUCCCCAUCUGUGGACGACGGCCAGGGCGGCAGGUAUCACUGUGACCUCAUCGCGAAGAACGGGAACGACGUCUACCGGUACCCCAGCCCCCUCCACGCCGUGGCUGUGCAGAGCCCCAUGUACUUCCAGUCCCUGGCCAAUCAGCUGAAGGAUGACGCGUCUCUGCCAAAACCCUGCGACGCGUCCUCGUCAUCAUCAUUAGGGGAGGCGGGCCAGAAAUCGGAGCAGCCCCUGGUGCCUCAGAGCACCUCCUGGCCUGCCACGAGCGCCCCUCCCAGCAAAAAGCUGGACAGCUACAUCUUCGGGCUGCUGCAGAGGAGGGCCCAGCCCAUGAGGCCCAACAAGCCUCGGACCAGCAUCAACACGGACCCUUCCAAGAGCAUCCUGCGGCAGGCGAGCCUCUGUGUCCGACAGGCUGCCACCGGCCAGUCGCCCGCGUGGCCCGCAGCAGAGGUCAAGCCCAACUGGCAGGCAACGUUACAGAGUGGCGGGAGUGUUGUCAGUGCAGAUGGCAAUGUAGGGUCGCCUCAGAGACAGUGGUCUACAACAGAGGCCAAGAGUGAGGUCUGUGAGACAGCUGUGCCCUCUGUGAUGUCACAGGCGUCUGUGCCUCAGCCUCAGCCUCAAAACGGAUAUGUACUCACACAGGACAUUAACAGCAACAGCUUGUUGAAGAAGAAAACUUCCAUGUCUGGAAAGGGCCAUCCCUUAACGCCUACCUUGUCGAGGGACAGUGAGGACAAUGGCAGCCCUAAUGCGGUUUUGACACCCAAACAUCAGAGCAAACAUCUGGCUUACUCUCCUGCAAUGGAGGAUAGGAAGUCUCCAGCACAGGCUGUCAAGUCCGUGACCCCAAAGAAAUCCUCCAAAUCGGCCUCCACGGCCCCCACCGUUUCAGCCACUGUGUCUGUGUGUUUGAAAGACGACAGGUCGACACUGGAGAGAGUGAGCCUGGGGUCCUCCUCGCAAAGCCAGGACGAGGGCAACCAUAUGGUCAGCGCUCAGUACAUCCCUGCCCAGAAACAGGCCCUGAAGCUCCGCAAAGGAGGUGGCAAGAGCGUGAAGAUUGUCAAGGUAAAGAGCACCUCGACUGCCACGUCCAAGUCCCGCUCGCAUGCCGAGCAGACGGCAGAUGUAGGAGCUGCGAUAGUGUCAGCAGUCGUGUCGACGGGGCAGCACAGGGAGCGACACCGGAGUGGAUCCAAGAAGCCUCGCCACCCAGAGGACCUGCACUAUGUCCACCCACACAGAUCCUCAAAGAAAGCCUCAUCCUCUUCCUCCAGGGCCAAGAGGAUCCCAGCCUCCAUUCCAGAGGGCCGCGUCCUCGACAAGCAUGUGGUCUCCACGCACAGGUCCGUGUCCUCCCGCCACCACGGGCAUCACCACGGGCAUCACCACGGAAACCAUCACGGGCACCGGGAACCGGUGGCGGUGGUGGCGAAGCCAAAGCACAAGCGCAGUGACUACCGACGCCUGCGCGCCAUCGCAGAGGUGCCCUACGAUGAGGCCUUCCGACGAGCCCACCGCAGGCAGAAGAGGGAGUUGCUGAGCCAGAUGGGCAACCACAUGUACGUGCCCUCGACCAACGGCGCCUACGCCAGCCCGUACGCCUACGUGGGCAGCGACUCGGAGUACUCGGCCGAGUGCGCCUCGCUCUUCCACUCCACCAUCCUGGACACCAGCGAGGACGAGCGCAGCAACUACACCACCAACUGCUUCGGGGACAGCGAGUCAAGCAACAGCGAGGCCGAGUACGUGGACGAGAGCACCACCACCAGCGACUCCGAGGAGAGCGGUAGCGGCGGUGGUGGCGGUGGCGGAGGGGCGAGCAACUGGCCCCAGUUCUCUCACGGCACUUCGGGGGCCGUGCAUCCGCAGGAGAUGACCGCGGCGCAGGCCAAGGCCUUCGUCAAGAUCAAGGCUUCGCACAACCUCAAGAAGAGGAUCCUGAGGUUCCGCUCGGGUUCCUUGAAGCUCAUGACCACCGUUUGAUGGAACGGUGUGAGUCGGAAUACGCCCCCUCCUGAGAUCUCUGGCUCUUCAGAGGACUCCUGAGGUGGGACGGAGAGCGGGCGCGUUGUUCACAUGCGAUCGAUGCAGCCAAUCAAAUUGGCCUCUGUCUUCGUCUUGAACGAAUCAAGUGCCUCGGCGUGUUCAGACGCACUCCUCAGACGUGCCCUUAAGUCCCUUUACGAAACGGGAGUGACAUGGAAUUAUUAUUGCCUUCUUUUUCCAACAGACUCACUCUCCCUGCACUUUGUUGACCAUAUUUCACAAUAGGACAAAAAAAGCAUCUGUGUUGCCCCAUCUUGUUAUGUAGCCAUUUUGUUUUUGUAUUUAUUUUUUAGACUUUGCUGUAGCACAUUGACAUGGCAGACGAGCAAAAGUGUAAAUGCACACAAUGGACGUUUACUUAAAAAAGAGAGAAAAGAAUAUAUUUAAAACUUAAUAUAUUUGCUUUGUCAUACAUGAAUUGGAGCAAAAUGUAUGAUAAGCAGGAACAACUGAAGCAACAUGUUCACGGCAAGGAAAAAUAAAGAAAAAGUGUGAUUAAGGUAGACGAAAGUUGAUUCUGACAUUUUCUCAAGGUGAUACACCUGCUGAUAACCGAGGGCUUUUGCUAUAUGCACAUACAAUAUGCAUGGGCGAUGGCUUUACCCCCCUUUUGUUGUUGAUGAUGUGGAUUAGCUGUACAUUGCAAAUGGUUGUAAAUACGACGUGUAUUGUAUGUAAGUAUGUAUGUAUGUUGAUUCUUGUGUCUUAAUCUUUUUAUGCUUCAUUAAAUAUCUGCUUUAAACCCAUCUCUUUCUACUCGUCUGAUGGUCUGGUUACAUUAAGCGGCCAUUUUCCUUGGUCGAGAUAAACAAUGGAUG
This is a messenger RNA of Engraulis encrasicolus (European anchovy), 3953 nucleotides long. RefSeq names its product dishevelled-binding antagonist of beta-catenin 1 (gene dact1). Lineage: Eukaryota; Metazoa; Chordata; Actinopteri; Clupeiformes; Engraulidae. The transcript has 4 exons. Bases 370 to 3072 code for a protein of 900 amino acids. Gene Ontology annotation, cellular component: cytoplasm. Gene Ontology annotation, biological process: negative regulation of JNK cascade; regulation of Wnt signaling pathway, planar cell polarity pathway; negative regulation of canonical Wnt signaling pathway. The record is from RefSeq and is a predicted model, not a curated record.